Melanotaenia boesemani (Boeseman's rainbowfish) is the source of this 2524-nucleotide messenger RNA. It is a transcript of the gene pif1, whose product is annotated as PIF1 5'-to-3' DNA helicase homolog (S. cerevisiae). Gene Ontology annotation, molecular function: DNA helicase activity; ATP hydrolysis activity. NCBI's taxonomy places the organism in Eukaryota, Metazoa, Chordata, Actinopteri, Atheriniformes, Melanotaeniidae. Gene Ontology annotation, biological process: telomere maintenance; DNA repair. The record is from RefSeq and is a predicted model, not a curated record.
CUCUCUCAUUGGUUCAUUUCGCGAAGCCUGAACUUUAAAGCCGUUGCUUUCUGUAGCUGCUGCACCGAGAAAGAAAGCAAAGAUCGGGAUAUUAUCACAGGUGAGAGGGGAAUUAUUCCACCGCGUUCUUGGGUUUAAUGUGAGCAACAUACAACGAUGUUUACGUUGUGACAGCUGCGUCCAAUUACGCCGACUGAUUUCCGGUCAUAGUCAGCUGUGGUCACCGACUUGUUUAAUGCUCAGUUUAAUUAGAAAUAAAGUAAGACCAACGCAUUGAUGCUCAGCUAAUGUGAAUUCCUGUUUGGAAGCAAGCUGCUGCGAUGUUAGGAGUAGAUGGCGAUGCGCAGCUGCAGUGCUGCGUGACGGUGGAGCACCUGAACAGCUGCGGGCAGGCCACUCGGAGGCAGGUGGUCCGCAAAGCCUCCGUCAUCCUGGGCCGCAACGAGUUCCACGAGAUUAUCCUCCGAGUGCACGACGGGAAAGUGCCCCAAAGUCAUCAUUUAAAAGAGUUCAGACUUUUCACCAAGUUCGCCAGAGAAGGGAAGUGCUCAAUCAAGCUGCUCCCAGAAAACAUCCAGGUGCUCAUGUCCAACUGCCCGCCUGACCGUCUCAGGCUUUUCCUGAAAACCCUGAGCAUCAAGCAUCAGGCCUGGCAGAGCAGCAAACCUCUGAGCGGCCGAGAGAAGCUGAAAGCCGCUCUGCCCCGCAGCUUCGAGCCCAUCAGCCCCCUGCAGCAAAAAGACAUCCAGAAAGCCAACAAAGCGGCUUCCAACGGGCUGACUGAGCGAACCAACACUAGGUCUGCAGCGGGUCCAGGACAGCAGGCCAAACGGCCCAGAAGUGACACCAGCUUCAGCCCGGUAAAGACCAACCCCCAGCAAGAAGCCUAUCCUGUCUCUGCCGUCCCAGAAGCAUGAAACAAGGAGCAGGCGGCUGUUCUGAGCGCAGCGAGUGGAAAGAACGUUUUCUUCACUGGAAGUGCCGGUACAGGAAAGUCCUUCCUGCUGAAGAGGAUCAUUGGUUCCCUCCCUCCGAAGAGCAUGUUUGCUACAGCCAGCACAGGAGUGGCAGCAUGCCACAUCGGAGGAACAACGUUACACAGCUUCGCAGGUAUUGGAUCUGGUUCUGCUCCGUUGGAGCAGUGCAUUGAGUUGGCACAGCGUCCUAGCGUGCUGCAGCACUGGACCAGCUGUCGACACCUUAUCAUCGAUGAAGUUUCCAUGGUGGACGCCCAGUUCUUUGACAAACUGGAGUCAGUAGCCAGGUCUGUAAGGAGGUCUUCUCAACCGUUUGGGGGCAUCCAACUGAUCGUAUGUGGAGACUUUCUUCAACUACCUCCAGUUUCUAAAGGAAAGGAAAAGGCCAGCUUCUGCUUUCAGGCCAGAAGUUGGCAUAAAGUCAUCCAGGUCAACAUGGAGUUAACAGAAGUACGGAGGCAGACGGACCAGGACUUCAUUUCUCUCCUGCAGGCAGUGAGAGUGGGCAGGGUGACGGCAGAAGUCACAGCGAAGCUGAUGAACAGUUCCUACCAUCAGAUUGAGAGGGAUGGUAUUUUAGCCACCAGGCUCUGCACACACAAGGAUGAUGUGGAGCUCACCAAUGAGAACAAACUCCAUCAGCUGCCAGGAUCAGUGCGUGUGUUUCAGGCCGUGGACAGUGACCCAGAGCUGGUGAAGACCAUAGAUGCUCACAGCCCCGUCAGCAGAAUGAUUCGGCUCAAAGUGGGAGCGCAGGUCAUGCUGACAAAAAACCUGGAUGUUGCGGGAGGGCUGGUGAACGGAGCUCGAGGAGUCGUGGUGACUUUUGAUUCUGGAAAACAUGGGUUCCCACAUGUACGCUUCCUGAGCGGUGUAACGGAGGUCAUGACGCCGCAGCACUGGGCGUUUAAGGCCAGUGGAGGGAUCCAUUUAAGUCGAAAGCAGCUCCCACUAAAACUGGCCUGGGCCAUUUCCAUCCACAAGAGCCAGGGCAUGACGCUGGACUGUGUGGAGAUCUCUCUGGCACGAGUGUUUGAGAGCGGCCAGGCCUACGUGGCCCUGUCUCGAGCCCGGAGCUUGGAGGGCCUACGGGUCAUGGACUUUAACCCCUGUGUGGUCCGAGCAGAUCCAGAUGUUCUCCUCUUCUACAAGAAACUGAGGAAGGAGCGGCUGCUCAUGCAGGCCUCCAUGGAUGGUUUUUUUGGCCAUGACAAAGAAAACUCUUGAAGAGGAUGAGGAUGCUUCUUCAUCUUAGACUGUGUGUAUGUGUUGUUUUUAACUUUGACGUGACUGUUUAAGACUGAAAGCACAGACACUUUAAUGUCAUACUGCAUUCAUCUGGUCAGUACUGCAAUUUUAAGAGUUAUUUUUUUAAUUAUCCUGCCUUUUUUAACACUUCUGUCUGUGUCUACAUAAAGAUUUCUCCAACCUAUUUUUGUUUUUUUGAUCAACUUUUUAUUGCAUAUUAGUAUAACACACAAAUGAAAACACUUUACAUGUAACACGGUCAUACUUUAAAUUUCCCCCAUACUUAAUAUGUGUGUAAC